Diabrotica balteata is the source of this 1660-nucleotide messenger RNA. The record is from the annotation of a GenBank genome assembly. Lineage: Eukaryota; Metazoa; Arthropoda; Insecta; Coleoptera; Chrysomelidae.
UAAAAUUUCAAAAUUCAAAAUAACAUUUGACUUUUGUGACCUUUUAAGUAAUAAUGUAAAACUCAGGAAUAGAAUUGUCAAUAAAUUUAUUAUGUUUUACACAAUUUAAACUGUACAUUAUAAAUUAUACUGUGAUACAGAUUAUAUUUUAAAUUAUAAGGUUUUACUUUUAUGUGCAGAGAAGAUCAAAAUAAGAUGUUCAAAGUAGUCUCCUGUUCAAUAAAACCUUUGUACAAAUCGCCGAAAUCAAUUGUAAAAAUGAGUGUUAGAACUGCAUCAUGUGAUAAUAAAGGAAAUAAAGGAAAUUCUAUAGAAAAAAAAUUUGGGCUGCCCAAAAGAUAUGCAGGAAGCAAAGAGAGUGUCUGGACUGAAUAUAUACAAAUGGCAAUUGAUCUUAAACCUCUCAACCUGGGACAAGGGUUUCCAGAUUUUCCUGCCCCACAGUACAUAAUGGAUGCUUUAGCACAAGUUUCAAAUAAAUCAGAUUAUAUGUUGCACCAAUACACCAGAGGAUUCGGUCACCCUCGAUUAGUGAAGGCUCUAGCAAAGUUCUAUUCUAAAUUAAUAUGUAGAGACAUUGAUGAAAAAAAUGAAGUUAUUACCACAAUAGGAGCAUAUGAAGCACUACAUGCUGCCAUUAUGGGUCAUACUGAUGUUGGUGACGAAGUAAUUAUCAUAGAACCUUUUUAUGAUUGUUAUGAACCUAUGGUUAAGUAUGCUGGUGGGAUCGUUAGAUAUAUUCCGUUAAGAUUGAAACAACCCGCUGAUGGCAGAUUACCUACUUCAGCGGAUUUUACCCUAGAUAAAAAGGAAUUGGAGGGCUUAUUUAAUGAAAAAACCAAAAUUAUUAUAAUCAACACACCGAACAAUCCCCUAGGCAAAGUCUUCACUGAAGAAGAGUUGACUCAUAUAGCCGAUCUGUGUAAAAAAUGGAAUGUAUUGUGUAUCUCUGACGAAGUAUAUGAGUGGAUAGUGUACAAACCGAAUAAGCAUGUGAGAAUAGCAAGUUUGCCUGGAAUGUGGGAGAGGACAAUAACUAUUGGAUCUGCCGGCAAGAGCUUUAGCGUAACUGGAUGGAAGUUGGGUUGGGCUUAUUGCCCUGCAAAUUUAAUGAAAAAUCUACAAAUUAUUCAUCAAAACAGUGUAUAUACUGGUGUAACUCCAAUACAGGAAGCUUGCGCCAUAGGAUUUGAAAAAGAAAUGGAACGUUUCGGAACUGACGAAUGUUUCUUCAUGCAGCUACCCAAAGAAAUUGAAACUAAGAGAGACUAUAUGGCAAAAUUCUUGUGUGAUGCAGGAAUGAAACCUGUUAUUCCAGAAGGUGGAUAUUUUAUGUUAGCUGAUUGGACGCCGUUAGAAUCAAAAAUUGACAUGAAUUCAGAAAGUGAUCCGGGAAGAGACUAUAGGGCCACCAAGUGGAUGACAAAGAAUAUUGGUUUACAGGGAAUUCCACCAUCAGCAUUUUAUGGACCAGAUCAUAAAAAACUUGGGGAACCAUUUAUUAGAUAUUGUUUCUUAAAGAAAGAUGAAAAUUUACAGAAAGCAGCCGCUAUUCUGAAGAAAUGGAAAGAUGGUUUUUAACAAAAAUUCUGUUAUAAUCCAAAGAGAUUUUGUGAUGAGACAAAAUUUUAUGUAAAUGUAUAAUAAAAUUGUUGUUUUU